Molecule: messenger RNA, 4387 nt
Organism: Mya arenaria
Lineage: Eukaryota; Metazoa; Mollusca; Bivalvia; Myida; Myidae
Exons: 11
Coding region: 99-3440 (1113 amino acids)
Biological process (GO): G protein-coupled receptor signaling pathway
Cellular component (GO): membrane
Molecular function (GO): adenylate cyclase inhibiting G protein-coupled glutamate receptor activity
Source: RefSeq, a predicted model, not a curated record
CAAUAGUCGAAACGACCUUCAGAAGUGGUGAACGUGUUUCUGUUCUUGUUCUAUUUGGUCUUGAAUUCAUUCGCCACUGCCACUGGUAUUAAAGAAAGAUGCAUGGACUUUCUUCUAUCAUUUUUACCGUCUUAACAUUUUUCGUGACUUCAACGUCAACUCAGGAGAUUGUCCUCCAGGGAAAUGUUUACAUAGAGGGUGUGUUUACAGUGUAUGAAAACGAGGCUGGUGGGUGUGGCAAAACACUUCCAUUCUCGGUGCAACAUAUCGAAGCUGUUACCUGGCAACUGCGCAAACUGAACAACGGUGUAGGUCUCCGGGUAUGGGCAACGUGUGGUUCGCUGGCAAGAGCCAGACAGAUUGCGUACAACAUUUCGCUACAACUAGAUGAUGCCGCUUCGGACACACUUGCCGUACUUGGUCCGGAGAACUCGGAGGAAGCAGAAGUAGUUUUCAGGCUUCUCGGUGAUCUUCCUGCAAGCGUCCGCCCCCUCCACAUUUCUUUCAGCGCCGAUGGCGAUGUUUUCACUGACAAGGAUGCGUUCAACAACUUCUUUCGAGUAAUUCCACCAGAAACAGCUACUGUUGAGUCCGUUGCGAAGUUUCUUUCCGAAAUGCUUUGGACGUACGUUGCCGUGUUUCACGACAACAGUACACAGAGUUUGUCAAGACUGGAGUAUUUGAAAGAACUUGUAAUGAGCAAUGGGAUUAUAACAUGCUUUCCAAGAGUGUUUGUAAGGAAUGGAGAAGCACUGACAAACAUUGAAGAUGAUUUGAAAGAAAUAUACGAGGCGGAUAAAAGAAUCAACGGCGUACUGAUAUUGGGUGGCGUUGAACUUUGGCAAACGGUUUCGGCGGCAAUAGAUAGUAAAGUUGCAAGUACGAACUCGAGCUACGAACGACCAGUGGUUUUGUUCAUUACAGACUCUAACUUAAGCCUUCAGGCGACAGAAGAUCCGUCGGUUUCUGAGAAAGGCCUGUACAUUUCUAGUCCUCGAACAAUUGAGUUAACGUCAUUUAAAGAAGGUUGGACCGAGUUAUUGACAAACAGCACCAAUGGGACAUCUUAUGUUCAAACCAUGAUUGAGCAACAUCACGCUGUCCUGUGCACAGCAGUUGCAAGCGAUGUUUGUACAGCAAAGGCCCUGAAACUCUUCCCUCUAUCCGUCCAUUCACCAUAUGCAAUUCUCGCAACGCUGCUUAUUUCAAACGUAUUCAAAAACAUGUGUCCAUCAUAUAAACUAUCAUGCAUAAAUAUCAAAGGACGACAGUCGCUAAUAACAAAUAUGGAGAAGUCAUUUAGCUUCGAGGCUCGAGAUUUUUCUACGCUGCUUCGAUUCUCGUUUCAAAAGGGCUCUCCGGAAAUUCAGAUAUCGCAUGUCUCAGACAAAUUCUACGGCAGUGUUAUUUAUAAUAAAGUACGAUCUUCAAACACCACACCUGAUUGGAAAUUUAUUGAGGCAUUGGAAUACUCCACUCAAACAAAGGAAUACAUUUUUCGCUCGGAGAACAUACGGCAAUACACAACUAACGGCAAGGAACAUGUUUACCCCGACGUCCUCCGACCAGAAUGCCCCGACGGACGGCAGUGCACCGAGUGCCCUAUGAGAGAAUCACCACCGAUCGAUGUUACAGAGGGAGAUAUGUAUAUCGUCGGCAUAGUCCCCGUUCAUACUACGUCCGGUAAUGCGUUACAAUGUGGUAACGUCAAACAAGGCGGUGUGGACGUCGCUGAAAGCAUCAAAGCGACGGUAAUGGAGGCGAAAAAAAAGUAUAUUACUGAAAUCCCUAAUGCAAACAUUGGCGUCAUCAUAAUUGACUCUUGCAAUGAUCCACAAGUAGUAGCAGCUAGAUUGCUUCAAUUGCUUAAUCAGGGAAUAUAUGAAAACGGUGGAUUUAAAAAGGUGAGGUCAAACAUAUUGGGGUACAUUGGAGGAUGGACAAGCGACAAUAGCAUGCAGGUUGCGUCAAUCUUAACCAGAAUAAAGUCAGUGCAAGUUUCUUACGGAAGUACAAGUCCAGCAUUAAGUAAUAGAAAUCAAUUCCCCUUCUUCAUGCGUAUGAUUCCGAAUGAUCUUUAUCAAGCACAAAAAAUGAUAGAAAUCGUCAAGAAACUUGGCUCCAAUCUGAUUCAGGUGCUUUAUUCGGACACCGCAUACGGUAGAGGGGGUAAAGAUGCUGUUGUUUCUCAAGCUGUGGCACACAAUAUUUGUGUUGGACAAGUUGUUAUGGUAGAACAGAAGUCGGAUGUAGAUUUGGAUGCCAUUGUAAGCGAACUGGAACAAGAGAACAUGCCGAAGAUAAUAAUGGUGUACCUCAGCUCCUUUGAUGUAGUGAAACUGAUUGGAUCAUUGAAAACCAUGAAAGGCUUCAUCUUUAUUGCAUCAGAAGGAUGGGGAAAUAGAGACAUCAUUACAGGUGCGAACAACUUGGAAGGGUCUAUAACACUUGCACACGAAUUGCGGAUUCCGGAGUACAUAAAUGAACACAUUGAAGAAAUUUCAAAAGCUGAGAAAAAGUCGGCUUGGCUCACGGAAUAUAUGGAAGACUAUUUCGAUUGCUAUUAUGAAUGGAGCUUUGAUAAAACGAAAGGCGAUGCAAAAUGCAGCUCAUCCCAAUACCUGAAAGCUGAAAACUGUUACCGCGUCACGCCGGAUCAGCGUUGCUUUAAGGUGGAGACGUGGUCGCCUUUCGCCGCCAUCGGCGUCGAGACGCUACUGAAGGGUGCAAAAUUGGCGCUAAAUGAACUAUGUAACAGCAAUACGUCCACCAUUUGUGAAGAGUAUCUAAGACAACCGGAAGUGCUCAUGAAACACGUGCUUAAACAAAAAUUCGCCGUUUCCGGAACAUCGCUUAAAUCCGUAUACAAUGUUACGAGUCACGAUGGGCUUAUUGACCUGAACACGUACCAGAUAAAGAAAGAUGACAAGGGCGUAUAUUAUGAUCAGCUUGAAGAAGAGUGGGCGUAUGCGUUCAGGGAGUCAACAUGUGACAAAAUUAAUAACCCUGAGUGCAGUAUUUGCUUUAGUGAUCCAACAACUACACCAAGCCCGCCACCUGCUGACAAUUCAAAACAGGCUUACAUAACUGCAACAUUCGUUACAGCGAGCUUUUGUUGUAUGUUGCUCUUGGUGCUGAUAGUCACCUUGUGUAAAGUGGUUCAAGGCAGGAGAAAGCGAGCAGCACGACGACAGACCUACUUGACGCCAACAAUGGGUGACGACGGGUACCUCUCAACAAUCGACGUCCAGCGUAGGUCUUCCGUUGGCGACUUUUCCGGUGGUAUAUUUAAUGAGGAUGUCAACAUCAGUGGUGACUCGGCCUCAAACAAUACAACGCCACAAGGACACGCCAGUAACACCAGUCUGAACAAUCUUAACAACAGCUGUUAUCCCCCUCGGCCUUACAUAGGGGCAGCGCAACAAAACAAAUAUGUUUAAGGAGUAAUGGUUUUAUAAUGUGUUUUUUUGUAAAACGAAGGCAUAAAACAGAUAUGCAUUUCUUUUCGCAUGCGCACAUAAUGUAAAUGGAAGUUUGCGUUCGCACAUAUUUCUGUGCACAUCUUUUCUUUUCUAUCGAUUAUGCUGAGGAUCAUGUUUUAUGUUACGUAUUUUUGUUUAAUACAUGGUCAUGACACUUUAUCAGAUAUAUGUCUGCGACAAUUUUUCUAAAUACCUGACAUAUUUUGAAUGCAGACCUAUGCACUGAAUGCUAUAGAGACCAGCGUGCGCAAACUCUUUAACAUCUAAACCAUAAUGAACCACCCCAAGACAGCUAGGUGCGGCGAUGACGUCGCCCUUUUUUCCAUUUGGUUAAUAAACCGAACAUGCAAUGGAUGACAAAAAUAUACUUGGAUAGGCAUUCACAAAUUAAAAUCAAACAACUUUUUUUUGGCAUACAGUUUAGGCGAUAUGUUGUUUCGAUAAACGUGUUGUGGUACAUGGUUUACGUUAGGCAUUGAUCUAGUACAUUAUUAAGGGUCUUCCUUAAAUGUGUAGCUUCUGGAUUAGUACUGUGGUUGAUUCUUACUACUGUUUGCAUAUGAACUAAGAAUCCAAUGUCUCGAAUUAUUGAAUGAUCGUCGCUUUACCCCGACAAUCAUACCAAGUGAAUUUUUAAUUAAGUUCAACUUCUAUAGCCUAGCCAAUUGGUUCAAAAUGGCUUUUCGGUCGUGGUUUUUUUUAGUUGAUUGACGAGUGUUAGUUUCUAAUUUUAAUUGCAAACGGUAGCAUAACGCUUAUUACCCCCAUAAUGACCUUCCUGGGGGUUUUGUAUGUUCGUUUUCAUUAUAUACUCAUUUUCUUGAUAUGAUGUAACACAAAUAAUCGGUACAUUUUGUGUGUGACAUCAUCUUAUAUAAAUACUCAAUACAUUUGGUAUGUGACAC